UUGUGUCUUUCUAAUUCAAAGAUUAGAUUACUACCAAUGGAGAAUCAUCUGUUUCCUAAGAUGGAAACUUUCUUGCCUUCUUGUUUUCAACAAACUGGAACACAAGUUGUCGAAAAUCCCAACAUCUGGAAUGAUCUUGACGAGCUAAGCUGUCAUGGUGGUUCAAGAUCUUCAUCUUCAUCAGUAUCGUCAUCAUCUUCAUCAUCAUCGCCCCUGAAAAGAUUGCUUUUGACCUCAGAUGGGCUUACUUGUUCAAAUGAUCCAACAUUUCCACUAAAUUUUCUUCAAACUCUCUCACAAGCUUCUGAGCCAUCUUCUACUCCUUCAUUAACCAACACCUCAAGAUUCCCGAACCUAAGCCUGCUUUUGAAUGAACCCAAAUUUGCAACCAGUUUGCAGCCAGGGACAGGUUGGCUAGGAAUCAACCAAAACUUGGCUAACCACCCUUCUAAGGGUUUUUCUGGUGACUACUGGUUGAAAACUAGCAAGACUCAGCCAAUGAAGUAUACAGGGAGACGGGGUCCUGAUACUACCUUCAAAAGGACUUCCUUUUCGACAUCAGUUUGUUCACCAGCAAAACUGUUUAGAGGGGUACGGCAAAGGCAUUGGGGAAAAUGGGUAGCAGAAAUCCGGUUACCAAGAAAUCGUACAAGGGUUUGGCUUGGGACGUUUGAAACAGCAGAAGAAGCUGCUUUUGCAUAUGAUACAGCUGCUUAUCUGCUAAGGGGUGAUUAUGCACACUUAAACUUCCCGAAUCUGAAGAACCAACUAAAGGCCAAUUCAAUAAACCGAAAUACCGCAGCUCUUCUUGAAGCAAAGUUGCAAGCUUUAUCUCAGGGGAUGUCAUCCGAAGGUAAUAAUAAUAAGAAGGGUAAUGAUCUAUCAUCACCAUUGCCGGAAAUGGCUUUAUCAGAAACCUCAAUGGUCGGAAACUAUACAGAUUAUGAAUCAAACAACAAAAGCAGAUCGGAGGUAAGCAAUGGAAUAAGCAAGAAACCCGUAGAAGCAGGGCCUCCAUCAGAUUUUGUGGAAGGGGUUCAGUUGAGUAGAAUGCCAUCUUUGGACAUGGAUAUGAUCUGGGAUGCUCUUCUUGUUUCUGAUUCAUGACUACAUAUGCUCAUAGUCUGUUCUUUUCUUCAUUUUAUAUGAUGUUUUUGCUCCUUAUGGCACAAAUGAAAACGAUCUUAUUUUCCCCUCCUUUUUCUUUUAUUGGAAGGCCCAUUAUUUUUCAUCUUCUCUUCCAAGAGUAUUGUUGCAUUUAUUUUCUCUUUUAAGUACCUUUAUUAAUUAAGAUUUCAAGUUUUGGUUUUGGUAGGUU
Cynara cardunculus var. scolymus (artichoke) is the source of this 1318-nucleotide messenger RNA. Its product is annotated as ethylene-responsive transcription factor ERF062-like. Gene Ontology annotation, molecular function: DNA binding; DNA-binding transcription factor activity. Gene Ontology annotation, biological process: regulation of DNA-templated transcription. The record is from RefSeq and is a predicted model, not a curated record. Bases 37 to 1107 code for a protein of 356 amino acids. The transcript has a single exon. Lineage: Eukaryota; Viridiplantae; Streptophyta; Magnoliopsida; Asterales; Asteraceae.